UCAUUUUUUAUUUUUAUGGUAUAUCCGACUUUUGUUUUGAAACAGGCAUCAAACAAAAUAUGGAAUUCAACUAUAAAAAUACCAGAAUUAAAAACAACUCUUCCUGCAUCACCUCCUUCAUUUGACCAAAAUGAAGUAGUCAAUCUAGUGACAGACAUGUUUCGACAAUAUAAAGGUCGUAUCUUGGUUAUAACUGGUGCAGGUAUAUCAACUGAUUCUGGUAUACCUGAUUACAGAGGAGAUCAGGGAACCUAUAUCAGAAAUCCUAAACAUAGACCAAUUUUAUAUCAUGAACUUGCAAGCUCACAUAGUUAUCGACAACGUUAUUGGUCUCGUAGUUAUUUAGGCUGGCCAAGCAUGUUUGCAGCAUUACCUAAUCUUAGUCAUCAUAUACUAAAAAAAUUAAUCACAGAGCAACCUUAUGUUCAGAAUAUUAUUACGCAAAAUGUGGAUCAUCUACAUUCAAAAUUAAAUACGCCCAAGGAUAGACUUUUAGAAUUGCAUGGAACGCUAUAUAAAGUUGAAUGCAUGGAGUGUGGGGAAUCAAGUGCGGACCGAAAUUUAUAUCAACACCGAAUUCAUGCUCGGAAUCCAACCUGGGGUGAAUUUUUAUUGGGCAAUAAAGAAAUGAAAAUCAAUCCAGAUGGUGAUGUUGAAUUACCUGAAGGUGUGUCAUAUCAUCAUUUCGAUAUUCCUCCCUGUCUGUCUUGUGGAAGUAAUAAGAUGAAACCAAAGGUUGUGUUCUUUGGUGAAAGUAUUAAGCCAAAUAUAACACAUCAAGCUGAAAAUUGGGUUGAAAAAGCAGAUGCUUUACUUAUCUUGGGUUCCUCAUUGGCUACCUAUUCUUCUUAUAGACUUGUUAGAUUAGCUCAUCAAGCAAAUAAACCUAUUGGAAUCAUCACAAAGGGUCCUACAAGAGCCGAUAAUUUGAUGAGUUGGAAGGGUGAAGUAGCUUGUACUCCAAUUUUAACUGAACUUUAUUCGAAUUUGAUUUGAUUGGAAUUUAAAUAAAAUAAAAUAAAUAAAAAUACUAGACGCACCCUACAUUUUUCAGUUGGUUCAAGUAUUCGUUAUCAUAAUAAUUCUUUCGUAAAUUUCAUUCUCUUUUUCUU
This is a messenger RNA of Cokeromyces recurvatus, 1112 nucleotides long. RefSeq names its product DHS-like NAD/FAD-binding domain-containing protein. The record is from RefSeq and is a predicted model, not a curated record. Gene Ontology annotation, molecular function: NAD+ binding. The transcript has 4 exons. Lineage: Eukaryota; Fungi; Mucoromycota; Mucoromycetes; Mucorales; Mucoraceae. The coding region runs from base 16 to 996 and encodes 326 amino acids.